UUCCUUUUUUUCAGAUCAAUGACGUGCAUUUACAGCCUCUAUAAGAGCGCGUCAGGUUAACGCUGUUAGCUGUUCUCUCCGUGGAUCUCGGCUCAGUAUCCCGGCCUUUGUGCUGUCCUGGCUUUGUCCCCCAGAACCAACACUUACACAGACGACGCUAGCAGAGCCAACAGCGAUCAGUGUUGCUUAUUAACAGGGAAUUUGAACAUUCGUUGGCACGAUUCGUUCUUCAGGGUAGCAGCAAAUUCACGCGAGGCGUACACAGUUGUCUGGUUAAGAAAAUCAGUUGCAAACGUUGAUCAAACAUACUGAUCAAUAUGGAAGGUCAACAAACUCCCGAGAUUCUCGACUACCGGAAUGCGAAUGGUCAUGGAUGGUCCUACUACAAACAUGACGGCCUUCUCCGGCCGAUUUUCACCACCCCUGAAAAUGACAUGGAAAUGAUCAGAAAAGUUCAGAAACUCGAACUACGGGACGAUGACAUGAUGAUAGCGGCAUAUCCCAAAUGUGGUACCCACUGGUUGUGGGAAAUCGUCAAUAUGCUCAGGGCCGGUAACACCGAGUACAACAAAAAGUCGAAGGAGAUGGCCAUGUUGGGGGCGCCGAAGUCAGAGCGGGCUGAUGAACUCCCAUCACCAAGAAUUCUGAACUCACAUCUAUAUUUCCGUCUUCUGCCGGAGAAGAUGGUAGAGAAGAAAAUAAAAACCAUCUUCAUCAUGCGAAAUCCCAAAGAUGUCAGCGUAUCAUAUUAUUGCAUGAUCAACGGAAUGAAAACCUCGUUUAGGUUUGACGGGACAUAUUCAGAAUAUCUGAACCUGUUCUUUGAAGGGAAAAUUCCCGGUGGAGCUUAUGCCGACUACGUGAAGGAUUGGCUGCAAGUGAAACAGGACAACCCGGAUUUGCCUGUCUUGACACUGUUUUAUGAAAACUUGAAAAAGGAUCCUGUUAGGAACAUCAAAACGGUUGCCGACUUCAUUGGGGUGUCUGUCAGCGAUGAACUAUGUGAGCAAAUAGCAGAAGCGUGCAGCUUUAAGAAGCUGAGGACGGCAGACACAGACCUGAAGGAGCAUGUGGUUACUGCACCCGAAAACUGGAAGGAAGGUCACAAAGGAAUCUUCAGGAAAGGUGAAGUUGGGGACUGGAAGAACUGGAUAACAGUUGCUCAAAACGAGAGAUUUGACGACGUCAUAGAAAGAGCAUUUGAAGGCACAGGAAUUGCAUUUACGUAUGAGUAGAUCAGACAACGGUGUUCGUAAUAUCGUAGUAGAAUUAUUUGAACAUAUCUGACAGAGAUUUCAACCAGUCACCUUUGUACUCUGAAAUCGGGGUAAAGACGACCCAAUGUUACAAGAAGAUGGAUGACGAUGAGUGUGUGCUUUGUGUUUUCCACCGGCAUGAACAGUCUAUCAGUUACACCAGGGCAUGUGAUUUGUUUAGGAAACCGUUGUUGACGCUUGUUAAAGCACUUUAACACUUCAGUGAAACUACAAGCUAGGAUGGUGUACCGACAGAACAAGGGGCAUAAUCAGAAGGAUUCUGGGAUUCGAAAGCACGGUCAGCGGAUCUUGUUACAACUUAAGGACGUCAUUCAGCACAUCCAUGUCCGGCGACUGAAACGAAUAAGCCGCCAAUGCCUCCAAACAUACCAAGACUUAACUCCUGGAUAUGGCAGUAAAGAUGUUUAUUGAAAUACAUUGUCAAAGGUAUUCGGAAAAUGUUGUCCAACCCGUCGAUCCACUCUUAAUGUUUUAAAGCAUACUUUUAUUUUUAAAUAUGUACAUUAAAUACCAACUUAACAAAGAAAAAUAUGCUUACGUG
Messenger RNA from Haliotis rubra (blacklip abalone), 1818 nucleotides. RefSeq names its product sulfotransferase 1C2-like. Gene Ontology annotation, cellular component: cytoplasm. Gene Ontology annotation, biological process: sulfation. Bases 318 to 1235 code for a protein of 305 amino acids. The transcript is spliced from 6 exons. NCBI's taxonomy places the organism in Eukaryota, Metazoa, Mollusca, Gastropoda, Lepetellida, Haliotidae. Gene Ontology annotation, molecular function: sulfotransferase activity. The record is from RefSeq and is a predicted model, not a curated record.